GAACCUACACUGCACUAUGUGCACUAUCUACAAAGAGUAUAGCGGAGGGAGAAGAAGACGGGGAGCAGCCCGAGCAUGAGACGGAUGACAAACCCACCCCUUCUCGCCGUUCUGUGUCACGUCUGCCACUCGUCGCACCUCCACGAAAGAGGCAAUUGGAAAGCGAUGAUCUCACUCCUUCCAAGGCCAAGAAGAAGAAAAAUACUAGCGAACCUUCGAGCUCACGUGAUUCUGCAGCGAGUCGACAAAAAGCCGAUGCUGGCGACGACGAACUUUCCUUUGCAAAUGUCAUCACGUCUACGAACCCAGCUGGUAGAAGAGAGACCAAUGAGGAGGAAGAGCCACUGUUUUAUCCGAUGUCUCAGGCAUCGCAAUCGUUGCGGGAUGCCGGGUGGGGAGAUGUUGAGCAUUUGAGCCAAGCUCAACUUGCAGAGAUGCUAGAUGAUGAUAUAGAUAUCCAGGGUGACGGUGAUACAACGAUGAGGGAUGCAGAGGAAGAAGACCGCGAGGGAGUGCGGAUGGGUGGGACGCAAGAUUUCAUACCACCAACACAGAACCAGCAAAGUAGCUCUUUCCAACCGCUAUUCUAUGACUAA
Molecule: messenger RNA, 596 nt
Organism: Acaulospora colombiana
Lineage: Eukaryota; Fungi; Glomeromycota; Glomeromycetes; Diversisporales; Acaulosporaceae
Source: the annotation of a GenBank genome assembly